AUGGCACAGAGUGGUGAUGAGGUCAAUUGUGAGAUUAACAAUCUGGUGAUUCCAAACCGCCUCAAUGUGCCCACCGCGACCAAUUUGCCUGAGACCAGUUCACCCUCCUUUGCGGAUGUGGUGCAAAGGCAGCGGUUGGAGCUCGAGCCGCAGGAGGAACAGGGGCAAGCUUUACUGCGGGACAUGCAUGAAGAGUUGCAGGAUGCAUUGCCGCAGAUGCCACAGUUAGUAGAGGGCCACAGUGCGACUGAGAUGGGGCCCGACAUGAGAUUUGAAGGCGGAUGUGACUAUCUUGAGCGACCAUGGGCGAUGCAGACGCUUGAGCAAACACCAGAGAUGCAUUGCUUGCCUCCAUACGCACAGCAAUUACAGCUGCAGAUGUUGCAGCAGAUGCAGAUGCAAAGCGCGCAGAAGUGUCAAGAGUCCAGACCAUCGGCAUGCGAAGCUUUCGAUUCUUUGCAAGGUGACGAAUACCCGAAGAACUAUGCACUCCAAGCAUUGACAGAAGCACUGGAUCGAGCAGAGGUUGAAAUGCUUUCUGGUCGUCAACGUCACUCUGACGUGUCGGAAGUGAUGCCCUGUGGCUUUGAAACCUGA
Molecule: messenger RNA, 597 nt
Organism: Cladocopium goreaui
Lineage: Eukaryota; Dinophyceae; Suessiales; Symbiodiniaceae
Source: the annotation of a GenBank genome assembly